UUGCUCAUCGAGCGAUGCGAAACGAAAUCUGAAAUCCGAUUAUGUGGAUGAUCUGCGAAAAUAGUUCGACGCGAGAAAUCGGAUUGCUUUCUGCUUUUCAUCAGGCCGCAGGAAAUUUGCUUGGUUGAAAACAAUUAAAGCUUUGUUUUCAAGCCUGAGUAUACACCAUCAUCAUUUAAGAACCAAAUUCGAGGGGCUUGGGAGGGCAAACUUAACAUUAAACUCAACUUAAUCGAAUUAGCUGUACACGAAGGAGAAGAGGUUGAAGACCUAAUUCUAUUUAUCAUUACUUGUCAAUUGUUAAAGAAGUGUUUUUAGGGUUCUAUCGUCCUCCUGUCAUAUUAACACUGGAUCAUCUCAGCCAUGCACCGCUCCAAAGACGCUUACGAUAUUUUGAUCAUCCGUUUUGAUCUUAAGACAGAUUAGUUUCGUGAUAGGUAUCUCUGAUAGGAGAAAUUACGGUUUUCAUUGCGAAUUUUACUGGUAACUUUAUAUCUGGUAAUCUUUAGGGAUUUUGUCGGGAUUUUACGUGGAUUUUUGACGCCUCUUUAUUUAGUGAUUUCUCAGACAAGGUUCAGUAAAAGAUUUUCAGAGUGAUACGCCCUCAAGAUAUCGCCCACGAAGGUUGGUCUUCGCUAGACCUAUUGAGAGAGCAGUUUACCUCGAGACCCACUACGAUGUAAAUAGGAUGAACAGCACCCACGUUUUCACGGCGACAAUUUCAUGGUUGAUUUUGAUUGUGUCUGUCGUUGGUAAUGUGGCGCUCAUUAUUGCGUUAAAGCACCAUUUCCGUCGUUCAUCACGGCUCUAUAUUUGCUUGAUGUUCAACCUCGCCGCGACUGAUAUUGUGUUCGUAGUUUCCUCAAUUCCUUUCACCUUCGUGGAGAAGCUUCACGCGCCACAGUUUCCAUUCGGCGCUGCUCUGUGUAAGCUACUGAUGCCUUUUCAAACGACGGCCGCCAUGACAGCGAUAUUUACCGUCGUGACACUGAGCUGUCAGAGAUAUUUCAUGAUAGUUCGUCCCACCGAGGAGCCGCAGGAAGGCCACAACUUGACGUUGUUUUUAACUGUGUUCAGUCUGUGGUUUCUACCGAUCGUUUUAGCUGCAAUUCCACUUGGAAUAGCAUUGAAAUACCAAAAUGAAAGAUGCCUGGAGUCUUGGCCGGACGUUUUCAAGCGUUGUUUCACAGUUUAUUUAACAGUGAUACAAUAUAUCGGUCCUCUGGCUGUUAUAACCUGGUGUAACGGGCGCGCUGUGGUGGAAUUAAAGAGGCAUGACCGCUAUCGAGAGAAUUGCGCAAUCAUCAAUGACGUCAUCCUGGAACGUCACAACAACGUCGUGCGCAUGCUCAUUUGCAUCGUGGUAGUAUUUGCUGUUUUUUGGUUUCCAGGGCAACUGGCGUGGAUAGCGGUCACCUUCUCGGAUGGUGGGGAAAAAUGGUACAGAAUACUAGAAGUAUCCGAGUUAUUUGUGUUUGCGAAUUCGGCGCUGAACCCUCUCAUAUUUUUUGUAUACAACGGCGAAUAUUCGUUUGGAAAGCUUGGAUACUUACUAAGAUUCAAACAGAAAUCAUCACAUUCGACAAGGUAUCGAGUUAGGACUGGUUCAGGAACGGCAGAUAUAUUGUCUGCGGUGUAGAAUGAUGCUGUUCCCUACGGUUCGAAGUCGGAUGUGCUCGUAGACGCCUCGGGAAAGCUCGGAAACUUUCGUCAUAUUGUCAUUGAGUUCUAAAAUGUAUUCUCUAAGCCGCAAGUAUGGUCCAUAUUAAUUUUGUGAACCUAUCAACGAGUUUUGUGAGGCAAAUCUCGAACAAACAUUCCUGUAGAAACACCAGUUGACGUCAUUCAAUUACAACCACCAACACAUUCAUAUGUAACUUUAGACUUUACUAUACCUUCCUUAGUCCCCACUCCCUUUCAAAGGGAGAGCCUGGUGGACUGGCUACUAACGCGGCUGGAAGACAAACUAUUGAAGCGAAAAAGAGAUGUUUCAAGAGGAACAUUUGCUUGGGCGAUGUUGAACAAGGACCAUUAAUACCAUAAAUGACAAUAGAUAGAACACCAAUAAAU
Molecule: messenger RNA, 2070 nt
Organism: Dendronephthya gigantea
Lineage: Eukaryota; Metazoa; Cnidaria; Anthozoa; Malacalcyonacea; Nephtheidae
Product: neuropeptide Y receptor type 6-like
Exons: 3
Coding region: 689-1639 (316 amino acids)
Biological process (GO): G protein-coupled receptor signaling pathway
Cellular component (GO): membrane
Molecular function (GO): G protein-coupled receptor activity
Source: RefSeq, a predicted model, not a curated record